AUGGAAUCAGUGAGUGAUCAGGUGACCAAAGUAGAGGUGGGGUAUGAAAUUCCAACUUGGAAUAACUGGACCCCUUUGGCAAAGUUUUACCACCCUUUGCAAGCAGGUAGCAUUGAUGGAACUGACACAUUGCCGCAUGAUAAAGCUGUUUCUCGUGCUGUGGAAGCAAAAUGUAAGUAAAGAAUUGAGUGAAUAGAAAAGUGUUGCACUCAAUAAAUACAGUCAUCUGGCCAUCCCAAUAAAAUGUUUCGUUUUGCAUCGCCCUUCCUCUCGUGAAGGUGGGUCGGUCGGUCGGGCCAAAAAAAACAAAAACAAAAACAAAAUGAACACAUGAUUGCAUAUUAACACUCACGUUUAGUCUGCAAGAUAUAAUCAGAUGGUAAAAGAUGUAUAUUAACAGGACUAUCAAAUGUCUAAAAAGGCUACAAAAACGAAGUAUCGACGAUAAUUUAAGACAAUUGGUGUUAAUAAGACAAGAUCGUGUGUUUGUAAAUUAAAGUACUUGCUUCUUUACAAGUGAUUCUGGAAUUUUUUAUUUUUACUUUUCCAAAAAAUGGGUCGGUCGGGCGAUGGGAAACGAAGCAUUAAAUUGGGAUGGCCUCUCUAAAAAUGAAAGUUCCACUGAUGUGCGUGGAAUUAACGGAGGGGGGGACACCACAUAUGAAAGGGGUGGGGAUGCUUGUCGGAAAUUUGAAUUAAACCCCUAAAGGAGACUGAUCUGGGCGUGGCCCAAGCUUUUUUUGACCCCUAAAAGAGACCAUGUUAAAACACAGAUAAAUGAUAAAACUUGGAUUAUAUGAAUGAAGUAAAUAAAAUGAAUUAAAAAUAUACAUAUCAAAUAUAUAUUUUUACAUUUUUUUGUGUGCAACCCUAAACGAGACCUUCACAGCUAAAUAAGAUGGUGUUUUGCCCAGAACACCCUAAGUGAGACCAAAAUCUGAAAUUUACAUCCCUAAGUGAGACAAAGAGCAUCCCCACCCCUUCCAUAUGCAGAGUCCCCCCUGGGGGACUUAAGCAGAAUCACCAGGAAUUUAGAGGACUUGAAUUGCUGACUUCUCCAGUUCCACGGUACAGGGUGGGUUGUGGAAAAUAAUUAUAACUAACUAUGAGACAACUAAAAUACUUGACCCUUCAGAAAGUGACAUUUUAAUAAAGAAAACAUUUUUGAUAGCAGAAAGCGAGUUGACAGUAAGCAAUAUAACUUUCUACCAUAUGUGUCUGAUAUCUUUGUUUUCCUGAAAUAACUGUAAAGGGACAAGCAGAAAAUAUCCCCAAGUGAUAUCUGAUAAAUUAUUUACAGAUUCUCCUUUAAAUGGCCUUAUGUUUGCUUGUGACCUUAACUUGGCAUGAGAUAGGGAGGCAGCGUGGCUAAGUGACUGGCCAUGGUGUAUUGGACUUACAUUCAAGCAGUACCUGGUUCGAGUCCCACUCCGACCGCUCGCAGAAUUUGUUUCUUGGUCAUCCCAAGGUCAAAUCCCCUGCCAUGUUUGAGCCUAACUGGUUGCUUUCUGCACGGUCAGCUGGGUUUUUAAAUCUCUUUUUGUUCUAUUUGGAGUUUUUGUUUCUAGUUAUAUUAUUAUUUGAGUGGAGUGCCUGUAGACAAUAUGUAGCUUAAAAAGCUAAGUGCAGUUUAACUAAAAACUUUUAGAAUAUAAUAAAUGAGAUCACAAGCCACCUACGAGGUUUUUUUCAAUGCACCACUUCCUUGUUUACUAUUGUUUAAUUGAUAUCUUUCCUGGCACUUUAACAGUCUAUGUGAAGCUCAGUGAAAGUUUGUUUAACUCUGCCAUUUCUUGUUUAUAACUUGUAGAUAAACCAAACAAGAGAGUAUCUGGUGAUCCUGAUAAAAUUUUGUUUGUUGGAAAGCUUAGCAAGGACACCCGUGAAAGUAAGACUACAACUCAAUCAUUGAUUAUAUAAUUGUUCUGCAGUAAAAAGUUAAGGUAUCAGCCACCCUUAAAAUUGCCAUUUUUCCAUAUUUGAGAUUUCAACGUUUUCAAAUAGAUAUGCUUGAGAGCUUUCUUUUAAAAAAAAAAUCAGAAGAAAAUAUUAUUUCUGUCGAAAGAUAUCGGGGGUAAAAGAUUUUUUCUCGUUAACUAUCUUAAUAUGAUCGUUGACAAGAUCUGUCAUACCCGUGUCAUAUAUCAAUUAACUUGCCUGUGAACUAGUAACGUGAUACCGAGUGCGUGCUUCGACACAACACGUGCGAAUUGUCUUCGAGUUGUUUAUAGCCUUUAGUAUUCUCCGUGGAUAUUUAGCGUUUGCUUCGAAAAUGCCGCCAAAAAAAAAAAUAGAAAAGGUCGCGUCCGUUUUCGUCAUCGAAACCCGAGAGCGAAAAAGAAAUCGAAGAGCGAGUUUGACAAAGAAUGGGCCGCAAAAUUGGGAGAGCGACAAAGGCUCAUUUUAUUAGCAAGAGAAGUGACUCGAGGAGUUGGAUAUUCAGAAAAGCGAAAACGCUGCAGUUGCUGAGAGUGCAAGCCGCUCCAAAAUCCAGCUUGACGAGCCAGAUGAAGAAAGCCAAUUAAGCUCAUCGACCCCAUCUGCUGAUGGAACGUGGAAAACAAUAAGCGGUCGAGCUAUCGUAUCGAGCAAAAAGCUGCUUGAGAAACUGGACAAGUCUGUAUCUUGUCGAUUUUGCCAGGGAAGAGUCCAAUUCAUGGAAAAUGUAGCGACUAAGCAUGGACUUGGUUCUACCUGGAGAAUCCAGUGCGAGAAUGAAAGCUGUCCGUCGCACAAGACAAAUUCUGUUUUUAGUUCUUCCGAGAAGAGCAGAGCGUUUGAAAUAUACCGGGCCUCAGUUUUUGGCCUUCGAGCAAUCGGUGGUGGACAUUCGGCGGCUUCAAAGUUUUUUAGUUUCCUUGGCCUGGCGCCGAUCAACAAAAACGCCUGGGCGGAUCAUACAAAAAAGAUCGAAGGAGAGGCAAAACUUUUGCUCGAGAAAGAAUUAAACCGUGCUUCUCGUGGUGUAAAAGAGUGGAAGUUUUCCAACGGAGAAUUAAACUGUUCACUUGAAGAUGUUGAUAGCAAUAAAAAGUUUGUUCCUGUUACAUGUUACCUGUCAAAGUCCUAUUGUUAGAGAAAAUUGAUCCCUCUCUGAUAUCGAUCAGAAUAAACAGUUACUUAUAAUCUCAUUCCAAGUAGGAUGCCGCCAAAAAUGUAUUUUCUAUUUUAUCUCCGAACGCAAAUUUUGCCGAUCGACUCGUACGUUUUGAAGUCCAAGUCGGCAGCCUUUCAAUCAAUUUGGCUAAAAUUUGGCCAGAGUGAUGCCAUAUACCUCUUCUACAAAACCGUGUCUGCGAAUUUUAAUACUCCUUUUCAUUUUAAAGCUAGAGCUUUUUUUCCACAGUGAGUGUUGACUUGUUGCCUUCCCCAACUUCAUUUGCUAAUAAAAGAAAAACAAACGCACUUGUCAAAAAUCUGAGACACGGUUUUUUAGUGGAACGUGUUGAGAAGCGAAUGCGGUGUUAAUUGUUUUCUUCCGUUUAUCUCCGGCGGGAGUGGAACAUGAUUUAUAGAGACAUGUACUUUUACACAAAGCGUUCCGAUUUCGAAACACAUUUAAGUAAAUCGUUUUUGUUAGUUCAAAUCCAUAAUCUGGAAUUAUUAAGCUUUUAAAAAAUAUAUGGUUUAUAGGGGUUUUUAUAAAAACAACUAACGCUACAGCGAUCCGCGCUCGGACGGUCCUGAAGGGUGGCUGAUUCCUUAAAUUUAUAAAAAAAAAUUUGUGGAACUGUAGUAUUAUUAAUUCCUGCAAAUACAACCCAGCCUAUGAUAUGUUAAGAUAAGAAAUUUGACCAACUUUAAUUUAUAAUUUAUAUCAUUAUCCAAUCAUGGUCUCUUUCUUUACAUUGUUCCUCAGAACAAGGAGCUUUAUGCUCUAAACUUUUAAUUACAGCAGUCUUUUUCCUCUGCAGUCUAAACAGUCUUUUCCUCUGCAUCCUCUUCUUAUUCUUACCAGUACAGCCCCAUGAGUACCUUACAGGCAACCAUGACAGUUUUCCCAUUAAGUUUUUUUAAGUUUCAUGUUUGCACCUUUUAAAUCACAUGACUCAGAUGGCUAACGUUUGUGAUGGAACCACCCCUCUUACCUCAGGUAGAGUUGUAAUCUCACUAAUCUUUCUCUCAAGAUGUGUGAGAAAGUAAGUCACUAACAGUGCUUAUCAUUUACACUCAAACCACCCGGGUAGAAAUCUUGUGCAUAGACUUAAAACUACACUGUAUAAAAUUUGACUUGGUAGGAGAAUGACCCACGACAAUGUAUAUCCAAAUCAGCUGAACAGACUAAAAAGAGUAGAAAAAUAGCAUCCCCUCAAAUCACAGCCCAUGUUUUGUGAAGCCCCCCAAACACAAUGGUGCAAAGCAUUUGAUUUUCUAACCAGAAUUUUCAGAUUUCCUAUGUAAGUGGGAAGUACCCAGUGUCACCUGUGUUGAAUUGCCAUACAUUUCUUACUUAUCAAAAGAUAAUGCAUUUAAUAGUCACCCUGAAGUCAUUUUUAAUACUGAGAGGUACAGCAGAUCAUCAGCCUUUCUGUAAUCUGAACAAUUUUUAAUCUGAGCAUUGAUUUAUCUCAGUUUGGGUUUUGUUUCAAUUUUCUCCAACAGACACCGUAUACAAAGUAUUUGCUAAAUGUGGAGAAUUAGUGAGGUGCAGGCUUAUCAGAGAUGUUGGUAAGCUUACAAGUUUUGAAAUGUUUAUCAAAAUGAAUAUAUUAUUACAGCUUUACAGUUUGAUUGUUAUUGAAUAAGCUAAAUUAAUGAAUUCAAAUAUUAUAUGUCAGUACUCAGACAAAUUGGACUUGUCAGCACUUUUUACAAUGAAUGUGAUUUCUUUUUUAUUCAGUUACCGGAUUUUCAAAGGGCUAUGCAUUUGUAGAGUACAGAAGUGAAAGGGAUGCUAAUGUGGCCUGGAGGGUAAGCAGUCUAGAGUAGAUUGUCCACUGUGCCUUUCAAAAUAACAGUGUUUUUCAAUAAAAAUCUUUUUUACCUGGAGAUUUCAAGACCGUGUGAUCUUUUUUAACCAUGGAACCCCAUGGUGUUUGGUGAAAUUCCAGUCAUUUAUUAGGCAGCUCUUCUCGUUUUCAACAGGAGAAAGACCUUGCAGUGAUCUGUCAUUAAGCCUGAAAAAUUCACAGUUCAAAUAAGUGAACUUCAUUAUUAUAGUAUUCCUAAUUUUUUAAAAAAUAAUCUUUCAUGUAGUUAUUGACUCUCAUACAUAACAAAAUGUACUUUCUCUUAAAGACAUCAUUGUUAAAAUUUGCACUUUUCUUCUGUUUUUUUUAAAAUGGAUUUUAGGAGCUGCAUAAUUACAAGAUUGAUGGUAGUACUGUAUUAGUGGAGUAUGAAGCAGCCAGAACUCUCAAGGGAUGGAUUCCAAGACGAUUAGGUAAACAUCAUGGUGCAGUUCAUCGGUGUAUAAUCAUUGUAUAAAUCACCUGUCAAAUUAUUCUCUUACAGCAUAUUCUAUUGUAUAUACUUUUAUUUAUGACCAUUGUCAUCAGCCUUUUCCUUGUCCAUUCCAGUCAAGUAGCUAUUAAAAGUUAAUCAUAGACAGUUAUUCAUAUGAUGCUUUUAAAUUUUUGACUCUUCCAUGUCUCUUAUUUUCAUUUUUGCUGUGUGGCUUCUAGAUGCCAGUAAAAAAAAAAUCCAAAAAAACUGUUUCAUCAGAAUUUUUCAAACACCUGUCAAUUGGGAAAAAACUACUCAACUUCUUUGUCUUACUUGUCUACUUUGUGGUUACAGCUGAGAAUGCCUAUAUCAGUAGUAAGCCUUUUACAGCAAGUUGCUCUGCAAUGGGUCAACAGUGUAUUCAAAUAAUCAAUAACAUUAUCUUCAUAUAAACGACCCAUAAAGAUGCUUAUCAUCUUCCAGAUAUUCUUUGACUAAUAAUAACAUUAUUCUCUCUAUAAAAAGUUGGACAGGUUUCUGAGGUUUGAGCGAUAAAGGGAUUUACUAUUUUGAGGGUGAAAAACUUUGAUUGUAGCUACACUAGUGGCUAUUUUUUGUUUCCUGAUAAAAUGUUCCCUCUCUUAGCAUAGCAAUCAUGUUGAUAAGAUAAAUUCUGCCAUAAUGGGCCAUUUGCACUAAGAGGUCAUGUGACAUCAUUUUUAUGAAAAUGAAAGUUAUAUGAUUUUGCCUUCAAAAAAACCAUUAGUGGGUCAUAUCUUAAACAAAAUAAUAGUUAUUUAGUUUUUCAAACAAGCACCAUUUUCUUAAAAUGAGUAAGUUCUUAGCUGGUCAAGUGACCAGAAUGUGGUUUUUAAAACUAUGAAUUACCUCUUUCUGAAAAGAAAUUUUGCACUUAAACUUUAAGGAAAUUGUUGAAAAGAUGAUGUGGUAACGUUUUCAGUACAUCUGAGCGUAACUAUCAAACGUUUAACAAGAUACAAGGAAAAAGUAGUUUUGGCCGCUAUGAUGGAGGGCAACAGUAUGCCCUCCAACAUGGCGGCCAAUACAAAUCAUACUACUUUGUUGAAAAAUCAAAGUGCCAUAAAAUAUCUCUCUUAAAUGCAUUUUCUCCGUCAAUUUUUGGCAUCAGCAAGAUUCCAACUCAUUGUUUGAAUGAAGCAUUGAUCACGUGACCUCUUAGUGCAAGUGGCCUAUCAGGCUGAUUUGUAGCAUUGUUCUUGUCAUCAAUCCUGUGUGUAGGUUGGAAUUUCUGUUAACUUUUUGUAGGCGGUGGUUUUGGAGGAAAAAAAGAGUCAGGACAACUCAGGUUUGGAGGAAGAGAUCGGCCUUUCAGGAGACCAAUGUAUGAAUUGAGUACCAUCAUUUGAGUGUUUUCAUCUUAGUGACUGUAAUCCUGAGUAACGUUAAAAGCAUUGGUGAAUGUUUGCCAGCCUGUGCAGAAGUCAUCAUCACAAUCAAUAGCAAAUGUUAACGAUUAGAUUUGCCCAGAGGUUAAAAACUGUAACAAAAAUCUUUUCAAACGUCUUCGGUGCAUUUUACUUUAUUUGAGUGUCAAUGUAUUUAGCAGGAAGGUACUAACUGGGGACACUAUAACGUCUCUUACUGGAGACACGACCCCCGUUUUACGUGUCCAUCCGAGCCACGCGAAGGUCUAGCCGCUUGCAGGGCAAACUGGGCAAAGGCAGUGCUUUCACAGUUGUUCUAAGACCUUGAGUGACGGUCCGGCUCCGGGAAUCGAACCCGCGACCUCCCGCUCUGCAGUCAAAGUGCUCUACCGACUGAGCUAACCCUGGUUAAAGACUUUCAUGUACUUUCAGCAACAAUCCGUCUCUAAUUAUAACAUGACUUCUGCAUCCAAAUUUAUUUGGUUACCCACUGCACCCUUCCCUCCCCUGAUCUGCCAGUGACGAUCACGUAGCUAACUACGCGGUUUCUGCCAUUUUCUCAUCAGACCAACUGACCAGGAUGGAAAGCAACAUAAAUACUUGCGUGGAUCACGUGAUCACGAAGGUGCUCGUUCUGCACGUGAAAAUUACCGUGAUAGUUAUCGUGAACGACGAUGGGAAAGCUCUCGCGCUGAGCGUGAACGUGAUGGAUACCGUGAAAAACGUGACAGAGACAGUUCGCGAAGUAGUUCUCAUUAUAGAGACCGCGAUGACGAUUCUGAUGUGGCUCGUGAUUGGCAAAGAUAUCGUGAACGUGACAGUGAUAGGACGCGUGAUAGUGAGAGAUCACGCGACAUCGAAAGGUCUCGUGAUAGUGAAAGAUCACGUGACCGUGGUGGAGAACGUUACAAGGAUCGUGGGCGUCAUGGGGACAGCGAAGGAUACCGUAACAAAGAUAGAUAUAGUUAUCGCGAUAAAGACAGAGAGAAUUAUGACACAAGUCGUAAGAAGUACGAUGCAUACUGUGGCACUGAUCAAGAGGAGGGUGAGAUUGGAUAGCUUGAGACAUUAGAAUAACGGACAGGUUGCAGUACUCUUAAUUACAAGCUGUCAGUCCGUAAUUUGCCAGAGGGUGUGGCUCCUGAUUGUCUGUGUAAAGGCAAGCGGUUCUUCUUAAGCUUCACUCGAAGCGUUUUUAUUGCUUGAAGCCCAAGAAAGCCUAGUCUCUCUGGUAGAGACAAGAAAAAUUUUCUCUCUCCCUUUUGUCUUUGUUACCUCUUAAUAUGAGGAAGAAGAGAGAACAUGAAGGCAAAGUUGGUGUUGUUCCCAGGCCCAGCUUCUUGCAGUCUACGACGAAAGCAAAUCAUGAUCCAGAUCUCAGGAAAAACCAAAAACUCCUUAGACAGCCCUUUUUAAUUGUUUUAUUGGACAAGAACGAAUUCGAAUGUUUGCACUGUGAUUAACGUUUUCCACCUUUGGAAAGACCAGU
Porites lobata is the source of this 8280-nucleotide messenger RNA. The record is from the annotation of a GenBank genome assembly. NCBI's taxonomy places the organism in Eukaryota, Metazoa, Cnidaria, Anthozoa, Scleractinia, Poritidae.